Symbiodinium pilosum is the source of this 585-nucleotide messenger RNA. The record is from the annotation of a GenBank genome assembly. NCBI's taxonomy places the organism in Eukaryota, Dinophyceae, Suessiales, Symbiodiniaceae.
AUGAAGCCAGUUCGCCUGAUCUUGGCGGCAGGGGGAGGAGGGAAGGCAGACGACCAGGAAGAAGAGGAGGAAGAAAAAGAGCCCAAGGGCGUGGUUUACCUGGGUCACAUUCCACACGGUUUCUUCGAGCCGCAGAUGAGGAUGUACUUCUCUCAAUUCGGCCAUGUCACCCGGAUGCGGCUUGCACGAUCCAGGAAAACAGGCGGGUCGAAGGGCUAUGCCUUCAUCGAGUUCAAGCAAGAGAGUGUUGCGAAGAUCGUGGCAUCAACCAUGAACAAGUAUCUUCUUUUCGACAAAUGCCUCGUGUGUGAGUUCCUGCCGAGAGAGAGGGACGAUCGGAAGGAAAGGCGCGAGAAGGAGAUGCUGCAGCACAACGAUCGGCCGAUGGUUGAGGUCGACGGCCAAUCCGUACCGCAGCUCACAGAGCGGCAGGAGAAGCUUGCCAGCCUGGAAGUGGACUUCGAUGUCGACGAGGUUCUCAAAGACGGAGGCACUGCAGAUGAUGAGGCAGAGGAGCCCGAACUAGAAGAGAAGGUGCCUCCACCUGCCAAGAAAAAGCCAAAGAAGAAGCCAAGGAAGCAAGAA